UCCCGCGGCAAUUUCGAUGUUUCGAGGGAGACCAUCGCAAAGCGUUUACUCAGCUCGAGACCGCUUCUCCAACCCACAAGAAACAGUGAGUCGCCCUCAAAACCACCAGCACAGCACGCCAGGAGAGAGCGGGAGGCAGGAGGGAAGAAAGGGGACGGGAGUCGUGGCCAAUUCGCGUGAUUGAUCAGCAGGGUGGAGGCGUGCUGGGCUCUCGAAACUAUAUAAAGCGACGCCGCCGCAAUCCUCUUACUAACGCAUCUCGUCCUAGUCAAUCAAAAUGGGUCGCCGUCCCGCUCGUUGCUACCGUUACUGCAAGAACAAGCCUUACCCCAAGUCGAGGUACAACCGUGGUGUUCCCGACCCCAAGAUCAGGAUCUUCGAUCUCGGUCGAAAGAAGGCUUCCGUCGACGACUUCCCCUUCUGUUGCCACCUUGUCUCCGACGAGUACGAGCAGCUCUCUUCUGAGGCUCUCGAAGCUGCCCGAAUCUGUGCCAACAAGUACAUUGUCAAGACCGCCGGUAAGGAGGCCUUCCACAUGCGUGUGAGGGUCCACCCCUUCCACGUCGUCAGGAUCAACAAGAUGUUGUCCUGUGCCGGUGCCGAUAGGUUGCAGCAGGGUAUGCGAGGUGCCUGGGGUAAGCCUUACGGUUCCGUCGCCCGAGUCAACAUUGGUCAGGUCAUCAUGUCCAUCCGAUGCAAGGACUCCAACAGGGCCGUCAUCAUGGAGGCUCUCCGACGAGCUCGAUACAAGUUCCCCGGACGACAAAAGAUCAUUGUCUCCAAGAAGUGGGGUUUCACUCCCCUCGCCCGAGCCGACUACGAGGCCCUCAAGGCCAACAAGCAGGUCAUCAACGACGGUGCUUACGUCCAGUUCCUCAAGCCCAAGGGUGCUCUUCUCCAGAACCUCAGGACUGCCGAGCGUGCUUAAGCGUUUGUCGGUUUUUUGUAGGCCAGUUCUCAGGCGCGGGAUGUAUCGUCUUUGAGCACUUCAGAUUGUCCAGCAGAGUCGAGCUAUCUGCCUUUGACUGAUGUGAGGUGCAGUGACAACGUUCAUACAAGCAACGAAGUGA
This is a messenger RNA of Cryptococcus amylolentus CBS 6039, 1070 nucleotides long. RefSeq names its product 60S ribosomal protein L10, variant. Gene Ontology annotation, biological process: ribosomal large subunit assembly; translation. Gene Ontology annotation, molecular function: structural constituent of ribosome. Bases 278 to 928 code for a protein of 216 amino acids. Gene Ontology annotation, cellular component: ribosome; cytosolic large ribosomal subunit. The record is from RefSeq and is a predicted model, not a curated record. NCBI's taxonomy places the organism in Eukaryota, Fungi, Basidiomycota, Tremellomycetes, Tremellales, Cryptococcaceae. The transcript is spliced from 4 exons.